Messenger RNA from Mycena indigotica, 1326 nucleotides. RefSeq lists its product as uncharacterized. The transcript is spliced from 5 exons. Bases 1 to 1326 code for a protein of 441 amino acids. Lineage: Eukaryota; Fungi; Basidiomycota; Agaricomycetes; Agaricales; Mycenaceae. The record is from RefSeq and is a predicted model, not a curated record.
AUGACCAACGGACCACCUGCCUCAGCUGCGGGUCCCAGUCGGCCCGUACAGCCUCAGCAAUACCAGCAAAUUGCUCCAGGGCCCCAUCCACACCCAUACUAUGUUCAGACAAGAAAUGUCGAAUCGGGAAGGACUCCCUAUCAACAAUGGACCAGCCCGGCCCCUUGGACAGCAUUGGCUGGCUCGGCUGGGAGAGGCCAGUAUGUAGGCAACCCCCCACAAAUGUACACGCAGCAAGCACAGCGAGGACGUUAUCCCGAAAGUCAUGCACAACCAAGGCCACAACAACCAUCGGUCCAGCAACCGGUCAAGACCGUAGACGCUGCCACAUCUCCCCCACCGAGUCCAGUUACUCCACCACCUCCAGAAUAUCGGCAAUGGGACCGUGUUAUGAAGGAUUUCCUUGUUAAACUUGGGCUGAAGCAGGCUCUGGCGGGGUUUGAGACAGAUCUGUUGCUGAUGAACGAAGACUUCGAGCAUAAAACCGUGCCUAGCGCGAUGGAUGAGGUUAUCCAGGGGUUCACGAUGAUUCAACAAGGCUCGUCAUUACCGAAAGACAAUGUGCCUUUGGAAGAGCGCAAGCUGGACUAUGUGCAUACGCCAAAUCCGGUAUCUCCAACAACUAUAACCAAGUCGAUUUCCGUCUUUCUUGCUCAGAAUCGCGCCAAGAAUGACGCGUCUAAUCGUGCCGAAUUUCUUCUUUCACUUGCAGAAAAAAGGAAGCAGGUUGAAGCGGAAGGCAGUGACUCUUCUUGUGCACGUACCGACGCGAAACUCAUUGACCGCGAUGUCCAAAUGAAGUAUGACAUUGCGCGCAACACUGACGGGCCGCUUCGUCGGACAGUCAAGAUCCCUUCGACAGAGAUACCUUCAACUUCCCCUGCAACAUCUCGGGCAAGGACCAAGUCAAUGGCUCGAGAGGAGAAAAAACCGGAGGAAGCGGAUGAGAAGACCAACACACCAGUUAAUGAAAGGCUCACAAACGUAGAAACACACUUUUCUGUUCGAUAUGUUCCUGGCCCUCCGGACAGCUUCGCGUCGCGGCUUCAGUUCCUCGAAGACCACAUCAUCCGAUUGGAGAAAGACUAUCCGCCAUGGGCAGCACUGCACUUUAACCAGCCUAAUCGUGGGUGGCCCCCACCGCCUCGGGCUACACCCAUCAUUGUUCCCCCACAACUUCGGACCACUUCAUCAGCUCCCCUGCCCCCUGCAAAGGGUGGCAGAACCAAGAAUACCGGCUCAACCCUACAAAGGGCGGCUAUGGAGCAAUUGGCCAUCCGCGAAGCAAAGAACGAUCUCGCAGGCCACAGCCAGAAGCCGGUGUAA